Brassicogethes aeneus is the source of this 1276-nucleotide messenger RNA. The record is from the annotation of a GenBank genome assembly. NCBI's taxonomy places the organism in Eukaryota, Metazoa, Arthropoda, Insecta, Coleoptera, Nitidulidae.
GUCAUCGUGAUUUCGUAAUUUUUAAAAUAAUUUGAAUAACGGUGUAAUUAACGCGUGUUUUUAGUUAGAUUUUUGUUGGUAUUGUUUUUACUUGAGAUGAGUUUCCAAACGAAAUUCCCACCGUUGAAGAACGACUUGUUAAUAAGAGCUGCAUGGGGUGAAACAUUGGAUAAACUGCCGAUUUGGAUUAUGAGGCAAGCGGGGCGAUAUUUACCAGAAUUCCAAGAGUUCAGAAAGAAACAUACAUUUUUCGAAAUAUGCCAGAACCCCGAAUUGGCCUGCGAAGUCACUUUGAUGCCUAUAAGGCGCUUUGAAUUGGACGCCGCCAUAAUUUUUAGUGAUAUUUUAGUCAUUCCACAAGCACUAGGCAUGAUCGUCGAAAUGAGGCCUGGAGUUGGUCCUGUACUUCCAGAACCUUUGACUUUGGAAAAUUUCGAUAAAUUAACGCCUGAAGGGGCUGUACAAAGACUGCAAUAUGUUGGCGAUGCCAUUACCCUGUCCAGAAUGAGGCUGGAAGGCAAAGUUCCUUUAUUUGGUUUUACUGGAGCACCUUGGACUUUAAUGGGUUACAUGGUUGAGGGUGGGGGCUCAAAAACAAUGAGCAAAGCAAAAAAAUGGCUCUAUGGGCAUCCCGAACUGUCGCACAAGUUAUUAAGCAUGUUGACAGAUGUAAUUAUCGAUUAUCUGGUAAUGCAGAUACGCAGUGGCGCGCAAAUUGUGCAAGUCUUCGAUAGCAGUGCUGAAUAUUUAAAUAAGGAUCUGUAUCACGAGUUCGGGUUGCCUUACCUGGAAAGAAUUUUGAAACAAGUCCGUGAUGAAGUAACUAAAUCGAAGUUGGAACAAGUUCCUAUGGUUCUUUUUGCAAAAGGCGCUCAUUUCUGCUUCCCAGAAAUAGUCAACUUGGGCUACAAUGUGGUAGGAGCCGAUUGGACAAUGGAUCCAGAUGUUGUGAACUCAAUUGUUGAAAACAAAAACGUCACAAUCCAAGGCAACUUGGAUCCCUGUGCCUUGUACGCCCCCAAAGAAGAACUGACCAAGAAAAUCAAAAAUAUGCUCAAUAAAUUCGCGGGCAAGCGCUACAUUGUCAAUUUGGGUCAUGGAAUUUAUCCUGAUGCGCCAAUCGAGUCUGUACAAACAUUUAUCGAUGUUGUGCACAAUACCAAGGUUCAUAAGUAACUAAGUACUGAUUUUUUAUCUGUUAUUGUUGUUUUACGUUAUACUUGUUAAUUUUAUAUUUUCAUAAUUAACGAAAUAUUAAAACUGUUUACGUAAUUAA